ACUUAGUGCAGGGAAGAGCCGUGCUGUGAGCAGGUUGUAUUUUGUCUUCAGUGUUGCACGACAGCUAGGUCUUUGCAGGGUUUGUGAUGUCCUUCAAACGAUACUCUGCAUUUACGCAAACGCCUUUGCCUGCUUCCUUAGCACUACUGCAGAGGAAUUCGUAAAACUUACAUGGAGCAGAACCUGGUUUUAAGUCCUUCUCUUUUAUUCUGAAGUCUUGUACCAUGUAGGACUGGAUUUAGUGAAGUCACCAUUACAGUAAUUUUAUAAUUUUAUAAACUAGAAAUGUGUCGUUUUGACAACAUAUCUCUCUCCCCUAGUACCUCUUCAGAAGGCUGUAAAAACUUCUGCUGUAAGCUAUUUGGAGAAACCCCUAGUGAAAAUCCUGGGGCUGCCUUGUAAAACUUCUGAAAAGAAAUCACAUCUGCUGAAAAUGCAAACUGUUUAUUGCUGCUUGCUAACAGGUAUUCUUUGUUUUGUUGGGAUCUUUUUUUUUUUUUUGCAUGUUGGUGAAGCAGUGAAGCGCUCCAAAAAAACGCACCUUACAGCUGAUGACUGCAAAGCUUUUGCACAGAGCAGAGAAGGAUCGUCAUCCCUGACACAGCCGCUGAGUCAAAGACAAACGAGCAGAGAUGUAAACAGGGGCCUCUAUCCCACCCACCGGACAAAGAAGCAACAAGGAGGCCAAGCACAGCAGAAGAACAUCACUGAUUACUUCAAGGUUUCUCAGACACAGCAAGUAGGUGCAGGCAAGACAAACAGCCAUAAAAUCAAAGAAGACCCACUAGAGUCCAUCUUCACUGAAGCUGAUGAAUCCUUCAGCAGUGUGGAGGAUCCCUGCUCCUUUCUGGAGGAUGAUGUUGCACCAGCUCCCAGGGCAAGCACCCCCUCCAGAAAACGGACGCUGUCUGCAGCAGUUGCAGGCAGCCAAGACACAAAGUACAGUCUGUGGGGUGAGCCUGAGAAGAAGCCACUGGUGGUUCAUCCAGCACACAGCCAAAUCGAGGAGGAGCACAGCCAAACCAAGCAAGAACUUGAUGAUAUGGAAAUUGAACCAAUUCCUGAUACAUGCUACGGACUGCUGGGUACUCGGAACUGGGAUGUGCCUCAAGGAAGCAUUGAUAAGCUGCCCACGGAAGUCCUGAGGAGGAUAUUUGCUUUCCUCCCUGUGAGUGAUCUGUAUCAGAGCCUGAGCCUGGUGUGUCACUCCUGGAAGCAGAUUGUCAGUGAUCCACUGUUCAUCCCUUGGAAAAAGCUGUACCAUCGGUAUGUAAUGAAGGAGGACAUAGCCCUGAUCAGUGUUGGACACCUCUUGAAGCAUUACGCCAUAACAAAGGAGCAGGAAGGAUGUGUGGUGGGAAUGAUCAGGUGCGUGUCUGCCAUACACACCAACAAGAAUGUGGAUCCCAGCGCAGCUCUCCUGUGUCUAGAGAGUCACCACCUCUUCCCGAAAGCUGCGGUCUGCAUUGCCAGCAAAGUACCUCAUUUACAGAGCAGUAAGGGGCCUCAGAACAUGUGGGCGAUAGUCGCAGCCAUGGUGCUUUUCUCUGAUGGCGUCCGGGACAUCCAAAAGCUGAUGGCAUGCCUCUGGAGACCAAGCUCUACCCUCUCUUUUGUGGACGUGACCGAGGCGCUUUACUGCAUAGCCACGCUGCUGUAUGCCAUGAGAGAGAGGGGUAUUGCCAUCACAAACAGGAUCCAUUACAAUAUCUUCCACUGUUUGUAUCUGAUGGAAAACGAUUCCGUAACUAUGGAGGCAGUAGAAGAGGAAACACCUGCUUCAUGCUACAGACAGGACCUCUGGGCCGGUAAUUGCCCUGAAAUAAAGCUGACGCAUGAACAGCAAAGGAUUUUGAAUCACAAAAUUGAGCGUGGUCAAGUAGUGAAAAUCGUGGCAUUUGCAGGUACAGGAAAGACCUCAACUUUGAUCAAGUACGCAGAGAAGUUUGCGGACCUGAACUUCCUCUAUGUGACAUUUAACAAAGCUGUUGCAGAGAGAGGAAAACAUGUCUUUCCCAAAAACGUUACAUGCAAGACUUUCCAUUCACUAGCGUUCGGAAGCGUUGGCAAACUCUAUAAAGAAAAAGGCAAGCUAAACUUCUCCAAGCUGUCAGCUUACUCAGUGAGUUUCCUCAUCCAGCACCGCGAGGGACAAUCGCUGUUCAUAAGAGGGAAAACAGUCAAACAGACCCUUGAAAACUUUUUUGCCUCUUCAGAUGAAGAGAUCUCUGAAGAGCACACUCCUGUCUUGUUCAAAAAUACCCAUGCCGUGAUGCAUCCUGUCAGCCUGGAAGAAAAAAAAAUCAAUGUUCAAGAGGCAAAAGACAUAUGGUACAAUAUGAAGAAGCUGGACGGAGACAUAGAGAAGAAUUACAAGAUAACAUGUGAUGGAUAUUUGAAACUUUGGCAGCUGAGCAAGCCUCAGCUCACAGGAUACGAUGCCAUUUUUGUCGAUGAAGCGCAGGACUGCACUCCAGCCAUCAUGGAUAUCGUGCUGUCACAGUCAUGCGGCAUAAUCCUUGUAGGAGACCCUCACCAGCAGAUCUAUACCUUCCGAGGCGCUGUCAAUACCCUCUACACAGCACGUCACACCCAUGUUUACUAUCUCACCCAGAGUUUCAGAUUUGGUGCUGAAAUCGCUUAUGUCGGAGCAACCAUUCUGGAUGUAUGCAAAAGGAUCAGGAAUAAGACCUUGGUGGGUGGAAACCAAGAAGGUGAUGUGAGAGGCAGCAUGGAAGGGAAGAUAACAGUCUUAUCACGAAGCAAUUUUAAUGUAUUUGACGACGCUGUGAGACUUACUGGUAGAGAAAGACCAAUAAAAAUACAUGUGAUCGGGGGGCUUGCCCGUUUUGGACUGAGCAAAAUUCAUGAUAUUUGGAAACUCUAUCAACCUGCAGAUGAACGGAAACAAUUAAACCUUGUUAUAAAUGACCCCUUUCUCAAAAAAUGGGAAGAGACUCAAGACUUCACUGAUUUAAGGAAAUAUGCAGAGUACAGUGAUGACAAAGAACUGGAAGUGAAGAUUGCAAUAGUGGAGAAAUACAGAGAGCGGAUCCCUGAGCUGGUGCAGAGGAUUGAGAGCAGUCGUGUGUCACGACAAGCCUUGGCAGAUUACCUAAUAGGUACUGUCCACCAAGCCAAAGGCCUGGAGUUUGACACAGUGCUGCUUGCAGAUGACUUUGUGAAAGUACCAGAUAUCAGCGAUCAGCAGAAGAUGUCUUGCUUCAGUAUCGGUAUGUAUCCUGAGGAUGAAUGGAAUUUGCUGUACGUCGCAGUGACGCGUGCAAAGAAGUGUUUGCUAAUGUCGAAGUCCCUGGAACGUGUUUUAGCAUUGGCUAAGGAGCACUUCCUUCGGGUGGAGCUGAUGAGCGAGGCGGUGAAGGAGGGGACAGCAGUCACUUGUUCUGUGUCACGCUGUCAGCAAACACUGCGAUCCAGCUCCGGUCUAGUUGUGAAGAAAUUACCUUUGACUCUCAGCAACGGCAGCAGGGAUGAAGGUGGCUACCUGUGCUGCGCUUGCGCCCGGAAGCGUCUUGGCUCCAUGGCCCCGCUGAUCUUUUCCCCGGCGCCUCACGAAGAGUUUGGCGCUCCCUGAGGAAGCCUUCCGGCCGCCGAGAGCCCUCGCCGCGCCCCGGCGCCGACCCGGGUGCGGGACGAGGCCGCGGCCAGGCUCUGCCCCCGCGAUCAGGCGGCUCCUCUGCCGGAGCGGUGCUCUCGGACAGGACCGCGGCCCGGCUCCGAGGGGAGCCCUCCAGGCUCUCUUCGAGGAGGCGCGAGAGCCUUGCCGUAGCCCUGCCUUGCUGCCCAGGACCGUGCACUAAGGCAAUUGCACGGUAUUAGCCGUAGAGCAGGGGGCUGCUGCUUUUUGGGGCAUCAGCCCUCCGUUCCCUCCUCCAUCUGGAAGCCACCUCCAGUGACCAAACCGCCAACGUGUCUCCGCCUUUUCUGCCAAGCUGCACCUCAGUGAAACCCCUCUUGUACUGAGGGAAAAAAAAGGGGAAACGCAACACCGGGAAGUACUCAAAAAAACAUCCUUUUAUUCCUAGAAUAAAAGAUGUUGUUUUCCUUUGCCUAGAGGCUGUUUUUAGAGGGCCAGCUUCCCCGUCAGCCUGCACCGCAGGGGAAGAAGCCGCAGUCCACGCAAAGCGGAGCGCGUUCGUUUUUUAACUGCUGCGAUUAAAUCGGUAACAAAAAAAAACAGCCUCCGAUA
Molecule: messenger RNA, 4210 nt
Organism: Rhea pennata
Lineage: Eukaryota; Metazoa; Chordata; Aves; Rheiformes; Rheidae
Gene: FBH1
Product: F-box DNA helicase 1
Exons: 20
Coding region: 434-3595 (1053 amino acids)
Biological process (GO): replication fork processing; double-strand break repair via homologous recombination
Cellular component (GO): nucleus
Molecular function (GO): protein binding; ATP binding; hydrolase activity
Source: RefSeq, a predicted model, not a curated record